Messenger RNA from Paramecium octaurelia, 840 nucleotides. The record is from the annotation of a GenBank genome assembly. Lineage: Eukaryota; Ciliophora; Oligohymenophorea; Peniculida; Parameciidae.
AUGAGCAAUAGAUUAGUAGCUAUUGGGUAAAACUCUUUGAUUCCAAUUAAAGCAACUGGAAAAUUGGGCGAUGAGUUUUUUGAUAGACCAGAAUAUGAGCCAAAUUAAAUGGAGUUACUCAAAAAGAAGGAGAGGCACCAAGAAUUGAGAGAUAAGGGAUAUUUAGUUAAAGAUAAAGUGAAUGAAGAUGUUCCUGAUGAUAUACCAUUUUAUGAGAUUUUUGAUCCUCCAAAUGAAAACUACAGAAAGAUCUUUUACCCACAAGAUCUAAAAUCAUAAGUAGCUUACUAUUAUCAUUCUCCCCAUUUUGAGAAUAACGAACAAUUUUUGGUUGAUUAGGAAGAUAUAGAGUAAGCAGAAUAGGCAAUUAAGUUCUAAGAAGAAGCGAAUAGAAGAAAAGAGUCAAAGCUGCAAAGAUUGAAUCAACAAUUUAAAAAAUAGAAAGAAUUAGAAGCAGAAAUUGAAAGGAGAUAGAGACAAGAUCAAGCUAUUGAGAAUGUAAAGAGGGAGAGAAUUUUAAGUAAGCAACCAAUUUCAUCACCUUCAAAAAAUCAGCCUUAGAAGGUCAGUCCUCAUUUACCAUUUAAAAAUUAUGGUUUGGCAAUAGUAGGACCAAAGGGCAAGAUGUCAAUGUAAAAGGAUAAUAAAAUUAACAAACCCAAUAAGAUCGUUUAAAAACAGCAGUAAAAAACAGAGGAAGAUAAUGAAAAUUAAAAGAAAAAAACUGUAACGUUUGCUGAAGAAGACGAGGUGAAAUACAUACCUAAAAAUUGGAAAUCUUAAUCUGAGGAGUUUAGGGAAUAAAUCAAGCAAAAUAAAAAAGGCAAGAAGUUAAAAUGA